Ctenopharyngodon idella (grass carp) is the source of this 3658-nucleotide messenger RNA. Its product is annotated as dentin matrix acidic phosphoprotein 1-like. The transcript has 11 exons. The record is from RefSeq and is a predicted model, not a curated record. The coding region runs from base 255 to 2714 and encodes 819 amino acids. Lineage: Eukaryota; Metazoa; Chordata; Actinopteri; Cypriniformes; Xenocyprididae.
UUAUACCUUCUUUCUCCGCCCACAGUUUCAGAGGUCGCUCGAUACCUUUUAUCCUUUUUUUCCCAUACUUUCUGUCCAUAUACUGUCUCAAAAUAGUGUGUCGACUUUUUAAUGUUUUUAUUUGUUUUGGUUUUCAGUAUCACUGUCGAGAUUCAUGCAGCAAAUGGGUUUUACUUUUCAAAUCGCCAUUAAUUAGCUCCGCACAGGCACACACACCGGGUUAAAAGAAACUAACUCUCGAGACGAGAGGGAAGAUGGCUGUUACAAGGAUUUUGAUUUACAUUUCAUGUCUCUGUUUUGCUCGAGAUUUUGUUUUCUGUGAUGACUAUGAAGAAAUUGGAAACAAGAUCACACUUACUCCAAGAAUCCGUGGAAAGCCUGAAGAAAUACUGUGGAAACACAAUGAGAACAAGGUUCUGGAGUAUGACGGGAGUGAGGUGGUGGAGUACGGCUCAUUCAAAAGCCGUGUAGUUGUUGAUUUUGAAACAGGAGAGCUCACAAUACAAAAAUUGAGCAGCCAAGACAGUGGCCAGUAUCAAUCUGACAUUGUGAUCAAUGGGAAAGUUCAGAGCUCCAGUCAUACUUUGACAGUUUUGGAUGCUCUGGCAGAGCCUCACGUGAGCUGUGAGCUGGAUGAGACUUCAAAUGUUAAAAAGCUGUUGUGUUCAGUGGAAUCUCAGACUCAGCUCAGCUACGAAUGGAGUGGACCUAAUAUAAAUGGUCACUUGGGACCAGAGCUUGUUGUUGAUAAACAGGAGGAAAACCUUGACUCUGUCUAUACCUGCACUGUGAAGAAUCAAGUUAACAGCAAGAGCACCAACUUUACUCUGGAAGACUGCCACACAGGCAGAGAAGGGUCUGCUGUGCUUGUUCCAGUCUUAAUAGUAACAAUACUUCUCAUUCUGCUUAUUGCACUGGCAAUAUUCUUAUAUGCACUAUAUAAACGAAAAAAACAAAAGCAAGCGAGGCCAUCUGAACCGAAAAAUAUGGACCCUGAAAAUGGUCAAGGCCAAAACCUGUUGAGUAAUGUCACAACGGAGUCUGUGCCAGGUUCAUCUGAUGCUAUUGCCACACUCCCUAGUCACAUCAGACUUCCCUCUCAAAAAGAGUCUAUUGCUGAUAAAAAAUGGUAUCAGGACAAUAAACCAGAAAAUUUAGGUGAAACUGAAAAACUUUUGAAGGAAACAAAUAGAUUGCAAGAACAAAAUCUAAAGCAGAGUCCACAAUCUGAUGUGACAGAAACAAACCAAGAGAACACAGGAAAAGGAGAUGAAGGAGAACUGAAAUAUGAGAAGAACAGCGAAAAUGCAUUUGAAGCAGAAGGAAACACUUACAGCAAACCUGACGAAACAGAGAAGGAGAGCGAUAAACCCUUACAAAGCCAAGAAGAAGAGGAGAAAGAGAAAAGUCAGACACUGAAACAGGAAAGUGAAAAUGGAAAGAAGUCGCCUGAGCAUCAGAACGAGAGACUAGAAGAGCAAAAAACUGAAGAUAAUAAUGAGGAUAAUCAGACACCAGGAGAGACAGAAGAGGUGUUAGACAGACCAGACACAGGUUCAUCUGAUGUCACUCUCCCUAGUCACAUCAGACUAACCUCUCAAAAGGAGCCUGUUACUGAUAGAAAAUGGGAUCAAGACAACGAACCAGAAGAUUCAGGUGAAACUGAUGAAGGACAAAAAACAAAAAAAAUGUCAGAACAAAAUCUAAAACAGAGUCCACAAUCUGUGUCAGAAACAAACCAAGAGAACACAGGAAUUGGAAAUGAAAAAGAAGUAGACAGAUAUGAGAAGAACAGUGAAAAUGAUGACGAAACAGAGAAGGAGAGCCAUAAACCCUUACAAAGCCAAGAAGAAGAGAAGAAAGAGAAAAGUCAGAUACCGAAACAAGAGAGUGAAAAUGGAGAGAAGUCGCCUGAGCAUCAGAACGAGGGACUAGAAGAGCAGAAAACUGAAGAUAAUAAUGAGGAUAAUCAGACACCAGGAGAGACAGAAGAGGUGUUAGACAGACCAGACACAGAAACUGUGAGUCCUGCUGUGACAGAAAGAAACAUGGAUAAUGAAGCAGUACAAGUACAUGAAAAUGAGAAGAGCCAAAAUGACGAUGGCGAACAAUCACUUGAGCAGCAGAACGAAAGCCUGAGAAAUCAGAAAACUGAAGAUACAGCUAUUAGUGAGAAUGACAUGAGACCAGGAGAGACAAAAGAGAGAACUGAAGAGAAAAACCAUAAAAGGAUAGACAGACCAAACACAGCUGAAACUUGCAAUCGACCAUCUGUGGAUCAGCCGGUGGAUGGUGAAGCUCCAAGUGCUCCAGCGGUUAUAGAUUCACCAGCUAACCUGGAGAAGGAACCUAUAAACAGCACUGUCGCAUCUUCCAGUCAAACUGACCUACAUAAUUACACAGACCAAGACAAGGAAGAAGAAAGAAAAUGUCCUGGACUGGGUCAGGAUGAGAAAAGAGAGGUUGUAACAAAUCAGGAAGAGAAAGGUGGCCAGGAACAAAUGCUAGAAGAAAAAAAUCAUGACCCAGAGAUAUCUGAUGAAAUAAGCUGCAUUAACUUUGAGAAACAAGACAAACAAACUGAUCCAGACAGUACAAUAAACACUGUGUCUCAGCAGCAGGGGCAUGACGAUGGGUUGAGUAACCAAGAUAAAGCAGUGCCGGCAUGCCCUGAGAAAUCAGAUAUGACCAAUAAAAACCUUUACACCGAUUGAUAAUAACGCAAAGGUUAUGCAAAAUGAAGGAGAAACUGAAGCCAAAUAGAAACUCAACAUGGUCGACACUUUACUGAAGAAGAUGGUGGUGAUGGUGGACACAGAGAAAAGAACAAUGAGCCAGAACAAGGCAUGAAGGAGAAAAAUGAUUCUCCAGAAAUGAGUCAAAAUGAACAGAAGUUACAGGAUUGUAGUGUAAAUAACUCUGAAAACACAAACAAUGACAUGUCUGAGUCAAAGGACAGGAAAACAGAAAGUGACAGCUUCCCAAAACAUGCAAUGAAGGAAAAUCAUAGUUCAAAGUUUUGAGCAAACGUAUGUGGUGAUAGAAUUGAUGGUGAGAUCAGCUGUGAAAGAUGAACAGAAAAACAUGGGUGAAGUAGAGCGAUGUGAAGGAAGUAGAGAGAGUUGUGAGAAGGAAAACACUGAAUGUGCGUCAGAAACAACAAAAGAUAAUGAAGGAAAUGAGGAACACACCCUACAGUAGAUGAGAAAGGAUAGUCAGCAUGUGCUUGAACAAGUUGUAGAGGAGAAGUAACAGUCCAAAUGGCUUUCAGUGUAUCACAUUCAUUUGGUACAGUGGCAAGAGUAAAUUUGUGUAGCAUUUGAAACUAUCUGGAUUUCCAAUGACUUUAUCCAACCUGUCCUGACAAUGAUCACUCAAUGUCAUACAUUUUGAAAAGUACCGUACAACUGUUUUUGCGUUAAUUUAGUCAGAUUAUGUUUAUCAAUAAUUGUGAUUUAGAGGAAGAUCAAUCCACAUUUUAUGAGUAAUCAAUGCAGAAAACUGUUCGCCAUAUUUUUUAGAACCAGUAGCUUCACUGUAUGCCUGUGAUUGACUGAAGCAUAUGAGAAAAGUGGAAAGGAAUAAUAAAUGGUUGUAAAUGUUGUAUAUGCCAGCUAAAUAAAAAAAUAUUUAUUAAAAAAAAAAAAAAAAAAAAAAA